Rotaria sp. Silwood1 is the source of this 4071-nucleotide messenger RNA. NCBI's taxonomy places the organism in Eukaryota, Metazoa, Rotifera, Eurotatoria, Philodinida, Philodinidae. The record is from the annotation of a GenBank genome assembly.
AUGAUGAAAUAUAAGUAUACAGUUAUUGUUCUUAUUUUACAUUUAAUAUUAUCAUGGACAUAUGCGCAAAAUAAUGAAACAAUAAAAUUGGGUGCUAUUGCCAAACCAAAACCAAAAGUAUGUGGUGAUGUUCAUAUUACAAUAUUUGAAGUUCGUCGUGGUCUUGAUAUACAUUUAUAUGCAUCAUGUGAAGUAAUACUUGGUUCAAUAAUUUAUGCUCCAAUGCCUUUAACAACAAAUACAACAGUAACACCAACUGUACCUGUUCGUUUUCCAUAUCUUCGUGAAGUUUAUGGAUAUAUGUUAUUAGGUUAUUCAUUUGUACAUUCAUUUUCAUCAAUGUUUCCACGUUUAUCAAUUAUACAUGGUCGUGUAUUAUAUCAAGGUUAUGCAUUAAUUAUAAUGGAAAAUUUACAAUUAGAUGAAUUAGGUUUAACAUCAUUAAUAAAUAUACGUCGAGGAAAUAUAAUUAUUGCACGAAAUGCUCAAUUAUGUUAUGCUAAUUCUAUACGUUGGAAAGAUAUUAUUGAAGAUACAAAAGCACAAGUUAUAUUAAGACAAAAUCGUGAUAAUUGUGCUUUUUGUCCAACAUGUCCAUCGGCAUGUUGGUCACCAACACAAUGUCAACAACAAUGUCCAGCACAUUGUAAAGGAAAUUGUUUAUCAGAAACAAUUUGUUGUCCAGAACAAUGUGUUGGUGGUUGUUAUUAUCAAAAUAUAACAACAUCAACAGAUUUAAUUUGUCAUGCAUGUAGAAAUAUGAGAAUUUAUGCAACAGGAAAAUGUGUACAAAAAUGUCCAACACAUAUGCUUAAAGUAAUUGAUUCUUUAUGUGUAACACGUCAAGAAUGUACAUCAUUUUUUAUGAGUUCUGGUUAUGUAUUAGAUGCAACAAAUGAAUGUGUAUCAGAAUGUCCAAAAGGUUUUGAUUUAAUAUUAGGUUCACAUUGUGAACGUUGUAUAUCAACACCAGAAAAUGAUUAUUGUCAAGGUGCAUGUCGUGAACAACAUAUUCGUUCUAUAAGUGAUUUUAAUGUAUUAAAAUAUUGUUCACGUAUUCAUACAUUAAAUAUAUAUAAUAUAGCUGCUGUUGAAUCAACUGAAACAAAUUUAAUAGAAGCAUUUAAUGCAUUUGAAUCUCUUGAACAAAUUGAUCAUGAAUUUACUAUACAUAAUGUUAAUAUAUUUUCAACAUUAAAAAUUUUUUCUAAACUUAAACGUAUUGGUAUAACAACAAAUGCUACAAUAACAAUUGAAGAAAAUGAUUUUUUAACUGAAUUAUGGCCAUUAUCACAUCCACCACCAAUUAUACAAGGAAGUUUAAAUAUUGUUCGUAAUGCUCGUCUUUGUUUAAAACGUAUUGAAGAAUUUAUUAAUUAUACAAAUACAAAAGAAACAGAUUUACAAAUUACACCAAAUACAAGAAAUGAAUAUGCUAAUGGAUAUUUAGCAUCAUGUGAAUCAAAUUUAUUAACAUUAACUGUUGAUAGAAUACGUUCAUUAACAGCACAAGUUACUGUUGCUGUACCAAAAGAAUUAUUUUUUCGUUCAACUGGUAAAAAUGAUUAUUUACGUCGACCAUUUUUAUCUGUUUAUUAUAAAGCAACACAAACAAGAAAUGAAACACAUUUUGAUGCAACACAAUCACAUAAAUGGUUAAGAAUUGUUGAAAAAAUUAAUUAUAAUCCAUCACCACAUGGUGGUUCAUUUACAAUGAAUGUUGAUUUAACAUCACUUCUUGGUGCAACAUGGUAUGCUGUAUAUGCAUCAGUAACUUCAAAUGUUAAUACAGUUGGUUUAUAUUCUACAAUUGGUUAUUUUCGUACAUUACCACGUCAACCUGAACCUAUACUUAAUUUACGUGGUACAGGUUUAUCUAGUUCAAGUAUUAAAUUAAUGUGGCAACCACCAUCAAAACCUAAUGGUGAAAUAGCUAUAUAUCUUAUUUAUUAUGCACCUAUUGAAGAUCGUUUACCAAUAGAUAAUAUUAAAUUACUUUGUUUAAUGAAAGAUCGUUGGCAUACGGAAGUACCUGUAUCAAAUACACCAUUAAAUUUAACUGAUUCUUCACAAUGUUCACGACAAAUAUCAAAAUCUAAUGAUAUUAAUGAAGAUAUUGUUGAUGAACAUGAAGAAAAUACUGGUAUUGAUCAAGUUGUUACUGAUUUAGCUAUAAUUGAACAUCAACUUAUUAAUUCAGUAACACAACGUAAAGAUCCAUUAUUUAUACGUCCAGAUUUAAAAGAUACAAUUAUUAAUGAUUUAGAUCAUUAUUUUGAAGAUAAAAGUAGUUCUAUUAAUGAACAAUAUAAAAUUGAUAUAUCAAUUGAACAAAAUCCUGUUGAACAUAUGCCAUAUUUAAAUACAUAUAAUCGUACAUCAUUUAAUACAAAUAUUAUUAUUGAUAGUUUAAAACAUGCACAAAUGUAUAUGUUUCAAAUAUAUGCAUGUCAUGAUAUUAUUAAACAAACAAAAUCAAAUGCAUGUAGUUCAAAUGGUAUAAUAAUAAGUGUACGAACAAAAGCUGGUGAUCCUUCACUUGAUUUAGUACGUAAUGUUACAUUAAUAACACCAAUUGAUAGAUCUCAACAAUUAAAAUCCGAUAUGAAAACUGUUGAUUAUCAUAUAACAUGGUUUGAACCAUUAUCACCAAAUGGACUUAUUUAUUUUUAUACAAUAGUUAUUGAUCAAAAUAUUCAUAAUGGACCAAAAGAUGAACGUUGUGUUGGAAAUAAUAUACAUUCAAUUAAUGUAUCAUUAUUACCACGAACAAAUUAUCGUUUAAGAAUAACAACAUAUACUAUAGCAAGACUUAAUAAUGAAUAUGGUGAUAUAAAACAAUUAAAUGAUGAUUCAUAUUUAUUAAAUGCAACUAAUUUAUAUUAUCAAAUAUUUUUUACAACUAUUGAUUUACCUAAACGUGAAUUAAGUCGACAAAGUCGAAUUAUAAUAGUUUUAUUACUAACUGGUUCAAUUUUUCUUUUAUUAAGUAUUAUGUUUGGUGCACCAUAUUAUUAUUAUAAAUAUGGUCGAAGUGAUAAUAAAGCUUCGAUUUCAAAAAAUCCAAAUUAUGAAUUAUAUACACCAGAUCAAUGGGAAAUUGAUAAAGAUUCAGUAACAUUAAAUAAACUUAUAGGUCAAGGACAUUUUGGUCAAGUUUAUCAAGGUGUUAUAAAAUUAUCUGAUGGAACAUUAAAACCAUGUGCUGUUAAAAUUCGAACAACACAUCCAACAGAUUUAUUACAAGAAGCAUCCAUAAUGAAACAAUUUCAAUGUUAUCAUGUUAUUCAAUUAUAUGGUAUAUGUUCACGUAUUCGACCACCAUAUGUUGUUAUGGAAUUAAUGGAAAAUGGUGAUUUAAAAAAUUAUCUUUAUCGACAUCGACAAAGUGAAUUAACUCCAAAUAGUCCAACAUUAACUGAAUCAGCUAUGAUUCAAUUAGCAUUAGAUGUUGCUGAUGGAAUGUAUUAUUUAUCUGAUCAAAAAUUUGUUCAUAGAGAUUUAGCGGCAAGAAAUUGUCUUGUCAAUGGAAAUCAUACAUGUAAAGUUGGAGAUUUUGGUUUAACACGUGAUAUAUAUGAAACAGAUUAUUAUCGACGUGGUGGUCGAAGUUUUCUUCCUAUACGAUGGAUGGCACCCGAAAGUUUAAGAGAUGGACGUUUUGAUACUGUAUCAGAUGUUUGGUCAUAUGGUGUUCUUCUAUGGGAAAUAGCAACAUUAGCUGAACAACCAUAUCAAGGAUAUGGUAAUGAAGAAGUUGUACAUUAUGUUCGAUAUGGAAAUAUAACACUUGAACGUCCACCAAAUUGUCCUGAAAUAUUACAUAAAUUAAUGCGUGCUUGUUGGACAUAUUUACCUGUUGAUCGUAUAUCAUUUCGAUCAAUUGUUGAUGAAUUAGUUUUAUAUGAAAAUGAAGAUUUUCGUAUACAUGCUUAUUAUCAUACACAACCAAAUCUAACACGACAAGUUAGUUUAGUUGAUAGUAUUAAUAAUGAUGAUAAUGAUGAUGAAGAACAAGAUCUUUUAUUAAUGGGUAAAAUCGAUAGUGAUAAUAAUGAACAUAAUAUAUAA